AAACGCGUUUACGGCGUGGGCCGCUUAUUAAAUCGGGUUAGUUUUUUAGUUUGUGCAUCAAGCAUUUGAGGCUGCCAACGGCAACAAGAAAUAUAAUUGUUGUGUACUCGUUAAGUUGUGUGGUAGUGUGCCUCCUCGCAAUGGCCAAGAAAAUACCAUUUAAUGUGGUAUUUGCAUCAGAUGAAGACGCCAGCUUCCCGGCCAGCGAGCUAAAUACACAUGGACCAACGGUGCAUGGCUGGCGCAGUGCUGUGGAUAGUGGAUUGGGCACACAUGACAUAAUCUUGCGUUUCCAACAACCGGCUCGUAUCUAUCGCAUCCAACUCCUGGCCCACCAGUAUCUGAUACCCGAGAAAGUGGAGCUCUGGCUGCACUAUUCGCCCAAGUCCAUGCCCAGCACACCGUCCUCGCAGUACUUUGAUUUUCUUGGCUUUGUCGCGCUCGCCGAUAAUGCAAACACCAAUCACAAAUCCCGUGAACUGCAGAGCGUUACGGUGAAUCCCCGGCGUGGCACACAUCUCAAGCUGCGUCUGAUAGGCGCCCAUUGUAAUGAGCACAGCAAGGGCAGCGAACAGAUUUCACUGAUGGCCGUGAAUGUGCUCGGGGAGGAACUGGAACCGGCGGCCCUCAACAAUGGCGAGGAGCAACUGGCAACGGGCAGCGAGAUUACACCGCCAAUUGAUACGGCGACCGGUGAACUGGCACUCGCCUCCAUAUGUGAUGAUCUCCUCUUCUCCAUGUAUGUCGAGGAGUCGAUUGUGCAGCACAUUCGUGAGCUGGAGCAGCGCAAGCUGCUGGCUGUGAGCUCGGAACGCUUUGAGUAUGCCCGCAAGCUGAAGCUUUGCAUGACGGCACUGCGAACGGCGGGCGAGCGUCUGGGUCGAUAUGCCCUAGCCAAGCGACAGGCUGUCCAACAGGAGGAUUUCAGUGCAGCCCGCUUGCGCAAGGAGCAGAUCGAAAUGUAUCGCACGUGUGUGCUGAAGCAGCUACAGGUGCAGCAGCUGCUCGAGGCGGAGGGUCCGCUCAGCCAGAACGAUCAGAGCUGUGAGAUCUAUGCCGGUGGCAAACCUAAUCUGCCCCUCGCACCCAGUCUACAGGAUGUGGCUCAUGCUCUCGCCGAGGCGGUCGACAACAGUCCAAAGCGUACUCCGGUGGACAAGUUACCCAUGGAGACAGUUGGCAAUGACGCGGUCGCUGGCGUUGUCGCCUCAACUGCUGCACUGCAUUUGCAUGCCAAGUCACACGAUGAGUUGCCACAAUCUCCGCGUCUGCCGAUGGCAUCGCGUCACAGUUCGCCCAUGUCCAGUCGUCAGGGAUCGCUGAGGCGACGCAACAAGAGCGCGCCACGCAACUCCUACGAGGAUUACGAGGAGCGAGCGAUUCCCACGCUAAGGCACUCAAAUACUAAUGAAUUUUUAAGGGAGUGCCAGGGCAAUGCACUGCUCGAAGCGGACCCAAAUCGCAGCCGCUCGCGUCUCAAUGAUCGCGAGCGUCGCCAGGCAGCGCUGCCCAUCCUGGUCUUUGGCAGUGAGAUGGUUGAGCAAUUCUACUCGCGUCAAUUUCAGGAUCGCGAGGAUGGCCUCAUGCGUCUGCGCAACUUUCUCAAGGAGCAGGACGGCCUUGCGGAGCUGCCCAGCAAUGAGCAUGCGGCCAGUCCCAAUAAGGUGGCACGCAGCGCCGCCUUGCUGCUGCAUCGUGCUGUACGCGAUGCCGUCUACUCGGUGUUUAGUCAGGCGACGGAGGCGGUGCGUGUCCUGUUCCUUGAAUAUGUGCCGGGCCGUGUGUCGCCCAGCGAGGUGGCCCGUUGUGUGGAUCGUCUGUUGCCCGAACUGUUGGCCAAAUCGGGUGAUCCAUCGGCCCGGCUGCAUACGCUCGCCCAGCACACCAUACUCAGCAUUGCCGCCUGUCCGCAGGUCGCAGAACAGCAUCUCGUCGCGCCGGCACUCUCGCGCAGCGUCGGCUCCGGCACCCAUCAACGGCUGGCGAUGAGUCGUCUGCAGAUGCUGGAGCAGCUGGUGCACACGCAGGGCAUUAGCACCGAUAAGCACAGUGGGCUGACGUGUCGAGCACUGUCCGAUUGCGGCUGCUCGGGCAUCCAUCAUCCGGCGGAACCGGUGCGCAAGGUGGCCGAACGCAUUUUGGUGCUGGUCUACAAGGUGAAUCCGCGUCUGGUGCGCAAACAGUUGCCACCGGAUGAUGAUAUUACGCGCCGCAAUCUGCUCUAUCGUCAGUUGUUCACGGAGUUCGAUAAGCUCGAUUUGGAGCGCAAACAGGAACUGCUGGAGGUCAACAAAUAUACGGAUGGCGCCGCACACAGUUCCUGCAGCAAUGGCACCGAUUUUCUACAGCCCACAACGAGCAGCAGCAGCAGCAAAAGUGGCACUGCCGGCGACAAUGGAUUCGUCAGCUGCAAUGGCAAACAGCAGUACAAUGAGCAACUGAAGCGUUCCAUGCUCUCCGCCUCAAAUUCGCGCAAAGGAUCCGCCUCCAACUCGGAGUCAACGGAGGAGACAACGCCCAAAAUCAAUUGUCCGUUUUGUGGCUGGUGUUGUGCUGGCGGGGAUGCCAGCCAAUUGGAUCGGCAUUAUUGGAAAACGUGCCCGUUUCUCACCAAGUGCCCACAAUGCAGCCAGGUGCUCGAAGUAGCCGCCCUCAACUAUCAUUUAACGACGGAAUGCGAGGCAAAGGAUAGCUAUGUGAUGUGCGCCCGCUGCACGGAGUCAGUGCACAAGCAGCUCUACGAACUCCAUCAAAUGGAAGACUUUUGUCGUGAACUCAAAACGGGCGCCGCUCGUUGUCCGCUGUGCCAUGAUGAUGUGCAUCUGCCCUUGGAUGGUGGCUGGAAAAUGCAUCUGUUGGCCGCUGGCGGCUGUCCAGGCAAUAUACGUAAACGCAACUUGAAGAAAUAAUAAAACGAAUACAAUACAAAAUUACGUAGUUGAAAGCUGCCUAGAGUCAUCAAAUAAUCAUCAACUAUAUAUGCUAUUUGCUAGCAUAAUUUAAAUGAAUUUUUGUUAUAUUCCUCCUUUGUUACGCGACUUGGUUAAUGCCAGCAUUAUUUACGAAUUCUAUUUUGUUACACUUUAUACGAGUAUAUAAGUUUUUUUGUACGCAAUGUGAUUUGUUAACUAUACACAUAACACGAAUUUCCAAACGUCCUACAAUAAUAAUAAUAAAGCCCAUCAAGAAUUUCAAUUAAA
Drosophila grimshawi is the source of this 3200-nucleotide messenger RNA. RefSeq names its product centrosomal protein of 104 kDa. Gene Ontology annotation, cellular component: cilium. The record is from RefSeq and is a predicted model, not a curated record. Lineage: Eukaryota; Metazoa; Arthropoda; Insecta; Diptera; Drosophilidae. The transcript has 8 exons. The coding region runs from base 141 to 2909 and encodes 922 amino acids.